Messenger RNA from Scheffersomyces stipitis CBS 6054, 1578 nucleotides. RefSeq names its product WD40 repeat domain-containing protein. The transcript has a single exon. The record is from RefSeq and is a predicted model, not a curated record. Gene Ontology annotation, molecular function: protein binding. Gene Ontology annotation, biological process: DNA-templated DNA replication; rRNA processing. Gene Ontology annotation, cellular component: nuclear pre-replicative complex. The coding region runs from base 1 to 1578 and encodes 525 amino acids. NCBI's taxonomy places the organism in Eukaryota, Fungi, Ascomycota, Pichiomycetes, Serinales, Debaryomycetaceae.
AUGGACGAGUCAGUGUUCUACAUUGCGGAAGGUGAUCCUAACGACAAACAUUCGCAAGAAUCGUUUGCUUUGGCCACUUCCAUACAUAAUUCGCAACAACAUGCUUCAUUUAGACAAGCAGACGCUCCUAAAAAUGGUGCAAUUUUGAGUGGAUCUGGCCAGGGUGAAAGACUCAUUGUAGCUGCACCCAACAAGGCUCUUCUCAAUGUUUAUUCAUGGGGAAAAGAGAGCCCCGACCAGAGGAUCCCUUUGCCCGAAGCCUUGACAUGCUUAGCAUUGGUAGAACACCCUAAUACCCGACUUUUCAGUGAGUUCCAUAGAAAUUCCGAGUUCAAGUUACCCAGCUAUCGUGUUCCUUGGUUAUUGGCUGGAGGCUCCAAGUCCGGUAAGAUUUACGUGUGGGAACUUUCGUCGGGAAGUUUGUUGUGUGUGAAAGAAGCUCAUUAUCAAAAUGUAACCGUAGUUAAGUUUUCUAAGUGUGGAACCUUUUUGGUAGCAGGAUCUGACGAUGCCAGAUGUACCGUGUGGAAAACGCUUGAUUUGAUUGCAGUUUUUGAUGGAGACAAUGACGAAUCGUCGCGAAACUUCAAACCAUACCUCGCGAUUACCGAUAAUACACUUGCUGUCACUGAUUUGGUAUUGAAUGAGCCAGGUGUGAUCAACGACUUGAAAUUGUACACUGUCUCUCGUGACAAUACUCUUCGUAUCUACGACAUUAUAACCAAACAGUUGUUGACUACAUUCAUCUUGUCUGAAGCCAUUGAAAGUGUAGUUGCGGACCCUGCUGGUAGAGCUGUCUAUGUUGGUUUAUCCAACGGUCUAAUCAGAACCAUUCCUCUCUAUAAUAUCAACCCAAAUACGUCUGUGUUGGAAAGCAUUGGAGGAAACCAGAAGAUCAUCACAGUAGAAAGUGACCCCAACUUGAAAUUUACCUUCCUCCACCACCAACAGCGUAUCAGUGCUGAUGCAAACAAGACCUCUAUUUUACACAAGAAUUUGAAUAAUAAGAAGAACGAUACCGAAAACGCCAACAAGCCUAUACAUGUCACAAAGUUGGCCAUUUCCCUCGAUGGAACCAACUUGAUUUCGGGAGAUUCCUUGGGCAGAGUAUAUGUUUCUGACAUAGUCACCAGACAAGUCGUUAAGACAUUCACUCCUUGCAACUCGCCUAUCUCACAAAUUCAAGUUUCGUCUGCACCAUUUGAAGCACUCAAUGUUUCCAGUAAUAGCAAAGUCGACAAAAAGCACAGACUUAUUCCGCAGUUGAAGAGAGUGUUAACUGGACGUGAUGCUACCGAGCACCAAUUGAACUUAGAAAUACCGAGUGAAAGUCGUGAUGAAAGUGACGAAAACUUCGCUGUAUGGCUUCUGCGUAAAACCCAGGAAGACCUUGAGUUUAAGAACUUGUCAGGAGUUAACUCUUCUGUUAAAAAGGUCGCAAACAUCACUAGUGAUUCUGAGUCCAAAAAGGAAUUAGAAGAUAAGUUGGCUAAAUUGUCGCUGGCUUAUACCCAGUUGAGAUCCAAACACGAGGAAUUACUCAAAGAGCAUUCGAAGGUGCUCAACAAUAAGGCAUAG